GUUGAGUAAGGCUAUGACACAACACAGCUUGCAGGCCUGGCUUACAAAAACUGGCGUAUUUACUUUAUCUACUGAGCACACGUAAGAAUCUACAGCAAGUAUAAGUUUUAUCUUCUCUUUGAAGGAAUAAAAAAAGGCCAUGGAGGAACGGAGGAAAUCAAAAGGAAGAAAGCUUGGUUCUUCUAGAAGACUUAAGAAUCAGAAAAAUGACGAGGAGGAGAUAAAAACUGAGAUGAAGACUGAAGAAGAUGCUUUUUUUGAUGAGAUGAUGGAAAAAAUCAAAAGUGUCUUGUCUGAAGAAGGGGAACAUAGCACACAGUUUAUAUCACGCAAUGAUAUGGAGAAAGUGAGCACUAUUGUUUUUAGCAGUGCUGAAGAAUUAGAACUGCUCUUUGAUGAUCUUAAUUCUGAGGGAAGUGGUUACCUAACUUAUGAAGAGUUCACCACAGGAUUAAGAACUUUUAUACACGCUGAUAAAAGUCCAUGGAGUCAAAAGCGAAAAAGAAAAUCUACAAAAAGGAUAACAGAGUUUAGCACACUACCUACUUUAGAAGAAGCUGAUGAUGAAGAAAGGAAACAAUUUAUGACUUUCAUGGAACAUCUCGGAGCAAAUAACAUUUUUGAGGCUGAGACUGAUAUUUGGAAACUCUGGACUAAACUUGGUCAUGAUGAGCCUUAUUUACUUGAAAACCUUGAGGAAUUUUUGGCUAAAGUAACAAGUCAAAUUAAAGAAGCCAGACAAGAAAAAGAGACUUUGGAGAUGGUAUUAAAAAAGCGAAUAUCUGAACAUAAUGAAGAAGUACAACACUUAUAUGAGGAGAUGGAGCAGCAGAUGAAUGAAGAAACAAAGAGAUUGCGUAAUGAGAGUGAUACAAGAAAAAACAUUCAUAACAAAGAAAUGAAGGAGGUGAUGGACAUUAAAAACAGAGAAGUACAACAAUUGGUUGCUGUUCAAGAAGAGCUGGAGAGACAACUUCAUAAUCUAAGAAGCACACAACUAGCAACAAAAACUGAAAACGAGAAAUUAAAACAAACCAAUCAGGAUCUAGAGCAGCAUCUGGAGAAAAUUCGAGAUCAGUUAUCUGAGGCACAGGGUUGUAUCAGUGAAAUGAGGCAAAAAGUGAAUCAGAGUGAUAAUGAGCAUUGUGAAAAAGAGGAGAAGAACGAUAUUGAUGAGCUUAUAUUAAUUCCAAGUUCACAGUACUACAAGAUUUUUUUUCAGGAACUGCCUCACAACAAUAAAAGUAAAGAGGCGGAAGACAACACUAUUGAAGAAGUCACUGAUACACAAGUGCAUGACCAAGGACCAGAGGAAAAUGUAACUGAAAAUCCCCUCAAAUUGCCUGAUACAUUUCCAAGCCUAAGAAAAAGAGUCAUUUCAAUAGAAGAAGACCCUAUCCCAGAGUGUUUAAACAAAGAACACAAAUCUUUUGAGAAGGACAUUCAGGAUAUCCAAGAGGAACCAAACAUCCCGCUUCAUGAACACAAUAUGCAGCUCAUGCCACAAGAGAUUUCUGUGGAGGCCGAAAAAAUGUUUCUUUCAGGGCAGAAUCAAGAUUCAUCAUCUUAUAAGGCAGCAACUAAAUCUAAGGAUCCUUUGGAAGAAUCAUAUUUAAGAGCUAUUCAUGAAAAGUAUAAUAUUCCUGAGGGCCAACCUCGGUGGUUGUCACUUUCUGACACUCAACAUAAACCAGCACCAAGUAGUAGAUUAAUACAAAAUAAUGAGACACUAGGUCAUAAGAUGUUGCUGACAGAAGUCUCUAAAGUAGACAGCAUUACAUCUUACAAUAUAUUACCCAGCAGCCCUCUCAACAAGGAAGAUAUAAAAACUGCAAGUGACCUAGAAAUAUGUAAGCAACAAGUAUCUGAUUUUGAAAAAACUAAUAAAAUGAUUACAAAUAUUGAAAAGCCAAUUCACCACAAUGAUUCUGUCAAGGAGACUGAUACAGAAAAAGAGAAAACAGUACAAAAUAGAAUUAUUAAUAAAAAAUCUGAUGUAGCUAAGGAAAAUGUUCAGAUAUUAAAGGACGUUAAAAAUGAGGACUAUUUUCAUGACAUAAGCAGGAAACCAGAUCAUGUUUAUAAGAUACUGUUUGUUGGAAACUCAAAUGUUGGGAAAACGUCGUUCUUACAUAGACUACAUGAAGGUUCAUAUCUCAGAGACACCUCUGCAACUGUAGGGGUGGACUAUCGUAUCAAAACCUUAAUUGUGGACAACAAGUGUUUUGCUCUCCAGCUUUGGGACACAGCUGGCCAAGAAAGGUUCCACUGCAUUACAGAACAGUUUUUCAGAAAAGCAGACGGUGUUGUGGUUAUGUAUGAUGUCACCUCUCAAGACACGUUCACAGCUGUGCGCUACUGGCUGAACUGUAUCAGGGAAAAAGCAUAUCAAGAUGUUGCAAUUCUUCUUAUUGGCAACAAAAUAGACUGUGACUCUAAACGAAUGGUAUCAACUGAAGAUGGAGAAAAGUUGUCUCAAGAAUAUAAACUAUUGUACAAAGAAUGCAGUGCAGUAUCCGGCACUAACAUGGUAGAAUCACUCUGCGAAUUAGUCAGGUGCCUCAAGAAAAAUGAAGAGGAUAUGAAAAAUAAUGUGUUAACUUUAAAAACACCGCCUGAGAAGAAAAAAAGCUGCUGUUUUUAAAGGAGGGUUGACAUAUGUGAAACUUUGUGGGUUAUAGCAGGAUGUAUAGGCUCAAUUCUGUCUUGUGCUUUGGUAUCGACUUUUUGUGAAGAAAUAUGACGCAUGAAGUGUAAACUGGUACAUGGUGCAUUCAGAUCUUUAAGCACUUAUAAUAAGUAAUGAAUUGGUGCUUUUAUCCUUAGUACCUCAUUUACAUCAAUCUCCCCAAUCACACACUUAAAGGGACAUAUAUGUUUUUGAUUAUUUUUUUUCACUGCAUCAGAAAGUGGGCAUUUUGAAAUUGUUGUUUUUUUUUUUUUAGAAGAAACGUUGCUGUACUAAUAGAAAACUAUUUUUUUAUACUGAGACUUGCAAGGCAUCAGUCCUUAAGGCACAGUUGUGCACAGAUAUCUACUGUUAUUUUCAAAAUAAAGCUUUAUUUACAUACAAAAAAAAUGUAAAACCUGUUCAAAAAGGUGUCUUUUAUAUGCAUGAUAAAAAAAUAAGUUUUCUUACCA
Molecule: messenger RNA, 3141 nt
Organism: Bombina bombina (fire-bellied toad)
Lineage: Eukaryota; Metazoa; Chordata; Amphibia; Anura; Bombinatoridae
Product: EF-hand calcium-binding domain-containing protein 4B
Exons: 16
Coding region: 140-2644 (834 amino acids)
Molecular function (GO): GTP binding; calcium ion binding; GTPase activity
Source: RefSeq, a predicted model, not a curated record